Cololabis saira (Pacific saury) is the source of this 3587-nucleotide messenger RNA. It is a transcript of the gene def8, whose product is annotated as differentially expressed in FDCP 8 homolog. The record is from RefSeq and is a predicted model, not a curated record. Bases 135 to 1463 code for a protein of 442 amino acids. NCBI's taxonomy places the organism in Eukaryota, Metazoa, Chordata, Actinopteri, Beloniformes, Belonidae. The transcript has 12 exons.
UUGACACAUGUUCCUCUUGUGAUGUUGCCGAUGACAGGAGCAAAACAACACGGGGGGAACCGUUCAUGUUAAACUACAAACAGCUGCUGGUUCCCUGAUGAGUAUUCGGGGUCAAACGGGAUGUAGUCAAGGAAAUGGAGUAUGAUGAGAGACUUGCACUUUUCCGCCAAACUCGCCUCAAUCCCUUUGAUCGUGGAGAGGAAGACGAUAGUCUUCAAGAAGGCAAGACCCCCCUACAACAUGAAGCAAAACCUGAGCUGUUUUGUGUGAGCAGAACUCACAGUUCAGAUCGGACCAUGGAUCUCGGUCUAGCUGAGGAUCACUUCUCAAGGCCUGUGGGUUCUUUUGUAGCAUCAGACAUUGAACAGCUCAAACUUGCCAUAGAGGAAUGCAAGAAGCUGAUCUUGGAGCUGCCAGAGCAUUCGGAGAGACAAAAGGACACCGUGGUGAAACUGAUCCACCUGCGCCUCAAACUGCAGGAGCUUAAGGACCCGGAGGAAGAUGAGCCCAAUCUGAGGACCUUACUGGAGCACCGCUUUUCCAAGGAGAAAAGCAAGAGCGUGAAACAGACCUGCGACAAGUGUAGCACCAUCAUCUGGGGUCUCAUACAGACCUGGUACACCUGCACAGGAUGCUAUUAUCGUUGCCAUAGCAAGUGUAUGAACCUAAUCACAAAGCCCUGUGUUAAGACAAAGGUCAGCCACCAGUCUGAAUACGAACUCAGCAUCUGUCCGGAAAUAGGACUCGAUCGGCAAGACUAUCGCUGUGCAGAAUGUCGCACACCUAUUUCACUGAGAGGUGUUCCUACCGAGGCCAGACAAUGUGACUACACGGGCCAGUACUACUGCAGCACAUGCCACUGGAAUGACUCCGCCAUAAUUCCAGCUCGGGUCAUCCACAACUGGGAAUUUGAACAACGCAAGGUUUGUCGCUCUUCAAUGCGCUACCUGGCACUCAUGAUGUCACGACCUGUGCUGAGGCUGAAAGAAAUCAACCCGCUGCUGUUCAACUUUGUGGAGGAACUGGUUGAGAUCAGAAAACUACGGCAAGACAUUCUCUUGAUGAAACCCUAUUUUAUUACUUGCAAGGAAGCAAUGGAGGCUCGACUACUACUACAGCUUCAAGAUCGACAGCACUUUGUUGAAAAUGACGACAUGUACUCACUUCAGGAUUUGAUUGACAUCUACAGUGGUAGACUCAGCUGUUCACUCACCGAGAUCCACACCACAUUUGCGAAACACAUCAAACUAGACUGUGAGCGUUGUCAGGCCAAAGGAUUUGUGUGUGAGCUUUGUAAAGAGGGAGACAUCCUGUUCCCUUUUGAUAGCCACACCUCAGUCUGCCACGAGUGCGCUGCUGUCUUCCACAGAGAUUGUUACUAUGACAACUCCACAACCUGUCCACGAUGUGCCCGAAUGUCUGAACGAAAGCAGGAUGAAGAGCCAAAUGUGAAUGAAGGAUAACUUCAGAAAAGGAGCACUUGUUUUUUGUUUUUUUUUGUAACUUUUAUGAUGAGCAAGUCUGAUCAAAAUUUGAAAAGGAGCUUCAUAUUUGUGACUAGCUUGUUACGUACUGUUAUGUGUUUAUGGUCUCUUCUAUCCUGUGCGCUACGCUAUAAACAAUGUGCAAAAUUAUUUAUAAUAUAUAUAUAUAUAUAUAUAUAUAUAUAUAUAUAUAUAUAUAUAUAUAUAUAUACACACACACAGUACAGACCAAAAGUUUGGACACACUUCCCCACUUCCCCAUAUAUAUAUAUAUAUAUAUAUAUAUAUAUAUAUAUAUAUAUAUAUAUAUAUAUAUAUAUGAUGUAUAAUACUGAAGGAUUUACAUGUUAGGUCAGUGUGUGUUUCACACCUGAUUGUAAAGAUUUAUAACAAAAUUAUCAAUACAGAAUUUCCAUGUUAUCAAUUAGUGGUAAUGCAUGCAGGAGUUGAGUAUUAACUGUUACAAGCUUCUAUUUACCUCUCUACCGCCAACUUUGUCGGGCGCUAAACUUAAAGGCUAUCAGAUAUGUAAGGACUUUGCGUUAUAAAGAUUACGUUUCCACGAGACACAAUAUCACAUAGGGAUAUUAGUGAAAUCAUAUUUACUGAUCUUCUUAUGCAUCUCUUUAGUUUAAUCCAGUAACCUUUCUCUGAGCUCUCAUCCAAGUUUCAUUAGAUGCAUUAUAAUAAUGGAAAUAGUUUUUCUCUUUUUCUCUCAUCUUUUUACUAACUGAUUGGAGUCUUAAUCAAGUUAACUCUCAAAUUUCACAAGUUCUUCAAUUUUACAAACAAGACAAGAAAAUAUCCUGGAUACAUAAUCUGUAACAUUAACACAUUUACUGGAAGUAAGUGUACAUUUCUUUUUCGUGCCAUAAUUUGUAAACAUAGCAACCCCUACUUUCCUUUUCUCUUCAACUGAAUUCUUUAUUGUAAUUUGAUUGUCUUGUGUUAUCUACAGUUGUGUGUAGCAAAUACCUGUGGAUUCAUGUAAACAUUGUGUGCCUAAGACAGUCAUGUUCUUACAACGCAACAUCUUAAUUCAAUCAUGUUUAUGGUUACAGUCUUUAGGUACUUAAAACAUGUAGUAACAAGGUGAUCGGUAUUGAUUAUAUGUUAAGUGGCAGCUUUGACAGUAUGUGUAUAUGUGUACCUUAAAUAUUUGUUUAAAAUGAGGAAGUUCUGGCUGCGUUAUUAUUCAUCAGUGCAAUGUACUGUCCUUUUUUUUUCUUUUUUUUUUUAAUUAAUAGAGUUAUGCGAUGCUGAUAAAAGCAAUGCCAUUUAUUGAAACAUCAUAAUUGGUGCAUGCAAUUAAACUAAAAUAUCUGCUGUUACACUUUUUUUUAACUGGUGGUGACAAAAUUGUACUACAAAUAAAUGUGAUUUGUGUCAGCAAAUAUUCUGACGUUGAGAUGUCUUGUUUUGUUUAAGCCUUUAAACAUCAUGAAACAAAUAUCAGCAACUAAAGUCACCAACUAAAGUUACCUAUGUACCCGUUCGGAAACUCACUGUGUCUCUUACUGAUUACCUGUGACUCUGAUGUAUUUUGGUCUUAGACCAUUCAGAGCCUAAUGGACCCGCAUCAGAACUUUAGAGUCCUCUGACGGACAGGCAGCCAGUGUAAAGACAGAGUUGGACUGAUGUGGUCCACCUUUUUGGUCUUGGUGAUGACUCGAGUUCUGAAGGAGCUGCAGUUGACUAACUCGUUUUUAAGGUGGACCUGUAAAGAUGCUAUUACAAUAAUCAAGCUACUAAAGAUGAAUGCUUGGACUAGUUUUUCCAGGUAAUGUUGGGACAUGGGAUCUUUUAUCCAUGAUAUAUUCCCUAGGUGAUGGUAAGCUGAUUUUGUUAUUGCCAUAAUGUGUUUUUCCAAAUAUAGAUCUAAGUCCAUCACUACAGAUUUCUUCCCUGGUUUGUGGUUUUUAUGUGUAUAGAUUGAAGCUCUGUGCUUCAAUCUAUACACGACAUGUGUAUAGAUUGAAGACAUGUUAUCGUUUCUCUUUGGCUCCAAAGACAAUUACCCCAGUUUUGUUUUUGUUUAGCUGGAGAAAGUUCAGGCACAUCGAGUCAAUAAUUUUCUCAAUGCAUUUAUCAAUAGCCUGUACA